AUGGCGAUUGGAGGGGACUGGAGACGCGACGAUCCUGGGGCAACGGCGAGAGAGCUCGUGGUCUGGCAGAGAGAAUCAGUCCUGGAGAAACAAGAACGCCAGACAGGCCCAGGCAGCGACGUCCAAGAGCAGGCGAAGGGAGAGCAGAAGACGAGAGGACGGGGAGCCUGGAGGAUGGAGGAUGUUGAUCCAGCCGACGGACAACUCGAGAAAAAGGAGUCUCGGACUAAUUAA
Trichophyton benhamiae CBS 112371 is the source of this 234-nucleotide messenger RNA. RefSeq lists its product as uncharacterized. Lineage: Eukaryota; Fungi; Ascomycota; Eurotiomycetes; Onygenales; Arthrodermataceae. The coding region runs from base 1 to 234 and encodes 77 amino acids. The transcript has a single exon. The record is from RefSeq and is a predicted model, not a curated record.